CUUGUAGUCAUUCAAUUAAAACAUGUACUCUGGUAAUGUACUUGUAUGAAUCACUGUUUGUAUACAUGCAGGUCGAAACUUUCAUGCUAUGGGAUGUUCAGUGUCCAACGUCAGCCUCGUCACAUCACCUAGCAGGUGUUUUGUUUUCCUUGCCAAACCUGACUGAACUGAGACUAAAUGGAAGAGAGUUCAAUGAAGAGUUCUUUUCUACAUUGAAUGCAAAGGCGUCAACCUUACAUGUCGAAUCUCUCUGGCUAUGGGAUGUUCAGUGUCCAACAUCAGCUUCUUCACAUAACCUAGUAGAUGCUUUGUGUUCCAUGCCAAACCUGACUGAACUGUCACUAAGUGGAAAGUUUUUCCAGGAGUUCUAUUCUACUCUGAAUGCAAAGGCAUCAACUUUACAGGUCCAAACUCUCAAUCUUCAAGCAAGUCUUGGGUGGCCAACAUCAGCAACUUCACAUUACCUAGUAGAUGCUUUGUGUUCCAUGCCAAACCUGACUGAACUGUCACUAAAUGGAAAAUUUUUCCGGAAGGAGUUCUAUUCUACUCUGAAUGCAAAGGCAUCAACUUUACAGGUCCAAACUCUCAAUCUUCAAGCAAGUAUUCAGUGGCCAACAUCAGCAACUUCACAUUACCUAGUAGAUGCUUUGUGUUCCAUGCCAAACCUGACCCUACUGACACUACGGGGAUUUACUUUCCAGGAGGAGUUCAAUUCUACACUGAAUGCAAAGGCAUCAGCCUUAGAGCUGAAGGCAAGGAUAUUGUGGGUAGAUCAUUAAGAGCCCAAUGAUGACGAGGAGUUUGAUGAUGCAACUAUGAAGCUGGGAGAAGAGGGAUGUGCUCCCAAGACACAUCCAGCAUCCAACAAGAAAGAUGGAGGGGAAUUGGUUAUACCAAUAAAAGGAAAUGAAAUUCCAGCAAAAAAGAAAAGGACACACGAUAGCAACGACAGCGAGUCAACCCCCAUUGUGAAAACCAAAAAGAAAGAAGAUGAGGACUAUGGAAAAAAGAAAGAGCAGACAAAGCAGGAAGAUGAUAGGAGGAUAGCGGAUGGGUCUGAACGAAAAGAAAGAGGGGAGAGCAGGAGAAGAUAUGACGAAGCUAGGAGUUCAUACCAUUCUACUAGAUACGAGGAUGACGAAACCAUAGUUAAGAGAAGAGAAGAUGAACAGAGGGAUCGGAAUGAUCAUUGGGAUAGGGAACGAGAGGCCAAACUAAGGAUAGAUAAAAGAGAGGGAAAGAGGAAGGAGGGGUUUGGAUGGAGAGAGGGAAACUGAAGGAAGGAGAGAUAGAGAGGAGCAAAGGAAUGAUAGAAGUGUAGAGAGAGAA
Strongylocentrotus purpuratus (purple sea urchin) is the source of this 1329-nucleotide messenger RNA. RefSeq lists its product as uncharacterized. The record is from RefSeq and is a predicted model, not a curated record. Bases 36 to 779 code for a protein of 247 amino acids. NCBI's taxonomy places the organism in Eukaryota, Metazoa, Echinodermata, Echinoidea, Camarodonta, Strongylocentrotidae. The transcript has 6 exons.